Sphaeramia orbicularis (orbiculate cardinalfish) is the source of this 4743-nucleotide messenger RNA. RefSeq names its product calcium/calmodulin-dependent protein kinase type II subunit gamma. Gene Ontology annotation, molecular function: ATP binding; calmodulin binding; calcium/calmodulin-dependent protein kinase activity. Lineage: Eukaryota; Metazoa; Chordata; Actinopteri; Kurtiformes; Apogonidae. The transcript is spliced from 23 exons. The record is from RefSeq and is a predicted model, not a curated record. Bases 154 to 2016 code for a protein of 620 amino acids. Gene Ontology annotation, biological process: protein phosphorylation.
CCUCUCUCCUCUUCAGCUUUGCCUGCCUGUCAGAUAGGUACUCCAGUGUUGGAGGCUAGGCUAUCCUCCUCCCCGGACCCGUACGAGAGCCAGCCAGCCGCCCGCCCGUCUCGUCGUACCCCAGGCUCGGGCUCCCCUCUCACGGCUCCUGCCAUGGCCACCACCGCUACUUCCACCAGGUUCACCGACGAGUACCAGCUGUACGAGGAGCUCGGGAAGGGAGCUUUUUCAGUGGUGCGUAGGUGUGUAAAGAAGUCAUCAGGACAGGAAUAUGCUGCAAAAAUCAUCAAUACUAAGAAGCUGUCUGCAAGAGACCAUCAGAAGCUCGAGAGAGAGGCUCGCAUCUGCCGUCUCCUAAAACAUCCCAACAUCGUGAGGCUCCAUGACAGCAUUUCAGAGGAAGGCUUUCAUUACCUAGUCUUUGACCUGGUGACGGGUGGAGAGCUUUUUGAAGACAUUGUAGCCAGAGAGUACUACAGCGAGGCGGAUGCCAGUCAUUGCAUUAGUCAGAUCUUGGAGAGUGUCAAUCAUAUCCACCAGCAUGAUAUUGUGCACCGAGACCUCAAGCCUGAAAACCUGUUGUUGGCCAGUAAGAUGAAGGGAGCUGCAGUGAAGCUGGCAGACUUUGGCCUUGCUAUCGAAGUGCAGGGGGACCAACAGGCUUGGUUCGGUUUUGCGGGGACCCCAGGUUAUCUUUCCCCUGAGGUCCUACGGAAGGACCCCUAUGGAAAACCUGUGGACAUUUGGGCUUGUGGUGUUAUUCUCUACAUCCUGUUAGUGGGAUAUCCUCCAUUCUGGGAUGAAGAUCAGCACAAACUCUAUCAGCAGAUCAAAGCUGGGGCAUACGAUUUUCCAUCCCCAGAGUGGGACACAGUGACCCCAGAGGCAAAGAACCUGAUCAACCAGAUGCUGACCAUUAACCCGGCUAAGAGAAUCACUGCCGAACAGGCCCUCAAACAUCCGUGGGUCUGCCACCGUUCUACAGUGGCGUCCAUGAUGCACAGACAGGAAACUGUCGAGUGCCUCCGCAAGUUCAACGCUCGCCGAAAACUCAAGGGAGCUAUUCUCACCACGAUGCUGGUGUCCAGAAACUUCUCAGUGGGCCGGCAGCAUACCAACUCUGCUGCUGCCGCCUCCUCCACCGCCUCACUGGCUCAGGAAGCGUGCAAAAGUUUACUCAACAAGAAGUCAGACUCUGCUAAGCCUUCUACCAACAACAGUAAGAACAGUAUAGUGAGUGCCAUCAAUGCCCUGAAAGACAGCAACAUGGCAACCAACGCCCAGAUGGAGUCGCAGAGCACAGUAGUGCACAACCCUCCUGACGGCGUCAAGGGUUCAACGGAAAGCAAUGCCACCAAUGAUGAGGAGGAAAUGAAAGGUAGGAAAGCCGACAGUUCGGUGCUGAGUCAGAGCAGUGCCACCGAGGAGAUGCCCCCACUUCUGCCCUCACCUCAAAGCUCACCUGCCAUGCCACCGCAUGACGUAAAGCGCAUGGCAUGGAACAGCGCAGGCAACAGCUCCUGUCCCGACUCUGAGCAUUCACAGUCCUCCAUUCCCGCCGCUCCACUAGGGGGCAACACUGUCGCUGCUAAAUGCAACACUAAGCAGACAGCUCGUAAACAGGAGAUCAUCAAAAUAACGGAGCAGCUGAUUGAAGCCAUUAACAACGGAGACUUUGACGCUUACACGAGGAUUUGUGACCCUGGACUGACGUCUUUUGAACCCGAGGCCCUGGGGAACUUAGUGGAGGGAAUGGACUUCCACAAGUUUUACUUUGAAAACUUGCUCAGUAAGAACAGUAAGCCGGUACACACCACCCUCCUCAACCCACACGUGCAUCUGAUAGGCGAGGAUGCCGCCUGCAUCGCCUACAUCCGCCUCACGCAGUUUGUGGACUCGGCGGGCCGACCCCGAUCCAGCCAAUCAGAAGAGACCCGGGUGUGGCACCGCCGCGAUGGCAAGUGGCUCAACGUCCACUUCCACUGCUCAGGAGCACCAGCUGCACCACUACAGUGAUCAGUGGUCCUGAGCCUCCAGACUACUGGCGUGUCUGUUUUUGGGGGGCAGUUUUUUCCAGCGAGCGUGUUUCCGAGGCUCGUCCUCUGCGUGGAUUGGCUCGUGCCAGGAGCCCGGCCGGGUGAGAUCACAUCCCUCUCCACGAUAACCAACCAAACCUGUCCCUCCUUUGACCUGCUGGGGGCCGGGCAAACACAAGACACCGCCCCCCCCCAUGGGAUGAUGCAUGCAUCUGGCGCCUGAUUGGAGGGCGCACCUUUGCCCUCUCUGUCCCUCCCCUGACAGCCAUCUUUUUUCUGCCCGUGUAAAGAUGAAACGUCCUGGGGGAGGAGAGGAUUUACAGUUGAACUUGUGACAGUUUAUGAGUAUGAGUUAUGAAUAUACUGUGUAAAUUAUGACUAGAUGUACCAGAAAACCACCAAAACCUAAAGCAAGCAUUUAUAUUCACUAUUUAAAGAAGGGAGGAAAUGGAGUUGGACGUUAGCCACUCAGAUUUCGGACACAUUUUGGCAUUCUAGGGGAUUACCAGGUAGAAACUAAAUGUGUUUUGUUUCUGUUUUUUUUUUACCCAGAAGUUGAUGUUAAGAAGUAGGGAAACCCCCCCCCCCCAAAAAAAAAAAAAAGAAUUAUGGGGGGGGGGGGCGGGGGGUUGAUCAAGUCUGCUCAGUCGCAAUUAGUGAGAGAACUUGACGAGAAACUCGAUAUCAAAAAAUGAAAAUGAAGCACCAAAGUGUAGGACUUUAGGCUUUUACGUGUUUGUGUUUUUAUUUGUGUGCUCCUUUGUUUUUACAGAAGGAUGAGGAAGUCGACAUUUGAGUUGAUGUUCUGUUGUGUUUUUAGCGUCCUGUUCCCUGUGAAUAAUGGAGCCUUUUGUUUUUUGGUCUGACUGAUCCUAUAUUCAAGGCUCCUUUUUUUUUUUUGUUUUCAUAAACACAGCAGAGUUUUAAAAAGACAGAUUUUAAUGUACACAUUUAAAACUACUGUGCGUUCUGUGGCGUCUGUAUGCAGUGGAGGGGAGAGUGGUGGUGGUGGUGGCGGCGGCGGCAGACAGGAAAAGGUCUGCAGUUCAGUUUUUGGUUUUGCAUGUUUGCACGCUGCUUCUCUCUCAUUCACCCCCAUCCCCCUCCCCUUUGGAAUAAAACCCUCCUUUGCCUACUGUCUCCAAUCACCCCCCCCCCACCCCCCCCCCCCCCCCCCCCCCCCCCCCCGCUACUGCUUUUCUCUGCUUUCUGCAAGGGCCUGGUUUGUUAAUAAUCACUGUGUAAAUACAGUGUAUGUAUAGAUAUAUAUAUAGAAAAGUGUAAUAUAUGUAGAUGUAUUUGAGAGACACUCAUCCUGUGUAUCUGGCCAUGGGAAACCCCCACCCCACCCCCUCUGAUCCUAAUUUUAGCAACAUCCCAUUUCAGUUUCUUAAAUAUAUUUCCUUCAAACAUUAUAAGAGUUUUUCUUCAUAACUCAGUAGCUGUAGGUUACAGCUCUUGUCCCAUGGCCACAAGACUGUUUUUGUUUUUUGUUUUUUUGGGGUUUUUUUGGAGAUGGGGAUUAAGUGGAGAAAAAAACUAAGUUAAAACCCCUAGAAAAUAGUAAAAAUAUGAAGACCUUUGUCAUAGUGUCCUUACUUUGAUCCAUAAUGCUGUGAGCUGUCUCUUCAUAUCAUACACACACACGCCUGGUGGUAUGUGUGUGCAUUUCGGGCUGUGUAACAUAUCUGCACCGCUGCCAUGUGACCACAGUGCCGCCAACCCGCUCGCUGUGCAGCUUUAAUUGUCUUGAUCCAUCUGCAAAACGAGUUGUAUCUUUAAACCCCAUGAUGAUACCUCCCAGUGUUCUGACCUCGCCCCCUAGCCCCGCCCCCCACCUCCUUGAUCUUGAGAUGUUUCUUUGUACCUCUCUGUUGUUUCUCUGUGUUACUGAUUUUUUCGUUGUUUUUCGUCGUCGUCUCUGUUGCUGUUGUGUAAAUUUCGCCGGUAAUCUGCCAAGCUGGAGUUCUGCACACUCAACACUUAAGGGGAAAAAAAGGGAAAACGGAGGUUUCAAAAAAAAAAAAAAACACUCGUGAAUUGACAAUGAUCGUAGAUUGAUCAAGGCUUAAAUAAUUUAUUAAUUCAUGUACUUUUGACCCUCGGUGGUUUUCAUCCGUGCCUGCUCUGUCGGGGAAAAGCCGUGAAAGUGAUGAAGUGAGCGAGGAGGCGGGGCAUGCAGGUUCUUCCUCAUCCACACUGUCGAAAAAGCAGAGCGGCAGAUCUAGUUAUAUGCAUGUUUCAGUUAAGCCUUUCUACCAUGCACCGACCUAAAUAAGGAUGGAGCUAGUGUUAUUAUGAUAAUUGCAUCUUUGAACUAAGAAUUUGCCUCCAUUCAGAAUGUUUUAAUAGGUGACAUGAAAAAUAUAAUAUUUAAAAAAAAUGCAAAAUUAAAAAAAAAAAAAAACAAAAAAAAAAAAAACAAAAAAAGGAAUCAGGAGCCGUAGCUUGGUAUGAGGCCCUCGAUGUUAGCGUUUUUUCCCUGCAUUGUAAUGGUAAAUACUUAUUGGGCUGCGCUUUCUCCUCCCAGCCGUUUCACAUGGAUGCUGGAGUUUUUUUGCAUGAUCAUGAUGUACAAUGAAAAACAAACCAUGAAUUGACAACUAUCAAAGUGUUUGUCUGAGUGUUAGUUGGUCUUCAUCAUAGCUUUGUUAUUCUUCAAACUUGGAUCUUGAAAGUAUUUAAUAAAAAUACUAUUUCAGCACUG